AUGCCCCUGUCUCAGAGCAGGGCUGGGCAGAUGCCAUGCAGCAGCAAGGUGUGCAGGAACCUCUUUGGCCCUGUGGACCACCACCAGCUCCAGAAUGACUUUGAGGACCUGCUGAGGCAACAGCUGGAAGAAGCUCAGCAGCGCUGGAACUUCAACUUUGAGACAGAGACUCCCUUGGAAGGACACUUCAAGUGGGAGAGGGUCUUCCUCACUGAGCAGCCACCCCAGGAGGUCCACAGCCUGGUCAAGGUCACUGGCAGUGAGAGCUCCUUGGUCCACAAGGACCCCUCCAAGGACCAUCUUGGCAGGAUUUGCCCUGCGGGGUCUCAGCAGAGCUCAGAGGUUUACAGGGCUGGUUCCCCACAGAGCUUGAAACGUGGGCAGACCACCAUCAAAGACUUCUACAGCUCCAAGCGGAGGACCGUCCCUGGCAAGCCCAAGCCAUGA
Molecule: messenger RNA, 447 nt
Organism: Fulmarus glacialis (Northern fulmar)
Lineage: Eukaryota; Metazoa; Chordata; Aves; Procellariiformes; Procellariidae
Product: cyclin-dependent kinase inhibitor 1-like
Exons: 2
Coding region: 1-447 (148 amino acids)
Biological process (GO): regulation of mitotic cell cycle; signal transduction by p53 class mediator
Cellular component (GO): nucleus
Molecular function (GO): cyclin-dependent protein serine/threonine kinase inhibitor activity
Source: RefSeq, a predicted model, not a curated record